This is a messenger RNA of Anopheles maculipalpis, 2967 nucleotides long. RefSeq names its product endochitinase. Gene Ontology annotation, cellular component: extracellular region. NCBI's taxonomy places the organism in Eukaryota, Metazoa, Arthropoda, Insecta, Diptera, Culicidae. The transcript has 7 exons. The coding region runs from base 31 to 2967 and encodes 978 amino acids. The record is from RefSeq and is a predicted model, not a curated record. Gene Ontology annotation, biological process: chitin catabolic process; carbohydrate metabolic process. Gene Ontology annotation, molecular function: chitin binding; chitinase activity.
CUCUUUCAUUGAUUAUGCUGAUCAGGUGUAAUGUUAAGCCAGUCACGGAUAGUAGUUCUUUGUCUGCUGGCGGUUCUUCCGCUUUUAGCAGCGCAAGGUCAGCAGGCACGUAUUGUAUGCUACUUCAGCAAUUGGGCAAUCUAUCGGCCCGAUGUUGGCCGCUACACGAUCGAUGACAUCCCGGCGGAGAUGUGCACCCACAUCAUCUACUCGUUCAUCGGUGUGGAUGACAGCAACUAUCAAGUGUUGGUGAUCGAUCCGGAAAUCGAUCUGGAGCAGAAUGGAUUCCGCAACUUUACCGACCUGCGACAAAAGUACCCAAAUGCCAAGUACCAGAUUGCGGUCGGUGGCUGGGCAGAGGGGGGCAAGAAGUACUCACAAAUGGUGGCGGUAAAGGAACGCCGACAGUCCUUCAUCGAGAGUGUGGUACAGUUUAUGAAGGUGUACAAUUUCGAUGGGUUUGAUCUGGACUGGGAGUAUCCGGGUGCGGCGGAUCGUGGAGGUAGUUUCGGGGAUAAGGAUAAAUUUUUCUACUUCGUGGAGGAACUAAGGCGUGCUUUUGAUCGGGAGGGGCGAGGAUGGGAGAUUACGAUGGCGGUACCGGUGGCUAACUUCCGUCUGCAGGAAGGUUACCACGUACCGGAGCUGUGCGAAAAUCUGGACGCCAUUCACUGUAUGACGUACGAUCUACGGGGCAAUUGGGCAGGGUUUGCGGAUGUGCACAGUCCACUGUAUAAGCGACCUCAUGAUCAGUGGGCAUAUGAAAAGCUUAAUGUGAAUGACGGAGUUCAGCUAUGGGUCAAUUAUGGCUGUCCACCUAACAAACUGGUCGUAGGAGUGCCGUUUUAUGGGCGAACCUUUACGAUGAGUGCCAGCACUACCAAUCCCACGCUCGGAUCGUACAUCAACAAGGAAGCGGGAGGAGGUGAUCCAGGACCGUACACUAAUGCUACCGGAUUUCUGGCGUACUACGAGAUAUGUACCGAGGUGCAGGACGAGAAGAAUGGUUGGACUAAGAAAUGGGACGACGUUGGUCUCUGUCCGUACACGUACAAGGGUACGCAGUUUGUUGGAUACGAGGACGAGAAAUCACUUCAGUACAAGAUGGACUGGAUCAAGCAGAAGGGAUAUGCUGGCGCCAUGACGUGGGCAAUCGACAUGGAUGACUUCCAUGGGCUCUGCGGUCCAGAGAAUGCACUAAUGAAAGUGUUGUACGACAACAUGAAGGAUUACGUAGUUCCAGAACCUACAGUGACUACCACACCAAGGCCGGAAUGGAAUCGACCACCAUCGACAGUGUCUUCUGAUGGAGAUCAAACAUCACAGCGCCCUACCACAACCACCAACAAACCAAGACCGACAACAACCGCUGCUCAGACCACCAGAACUACUCGACGAACUACUACCACCGCCAGAACCACCACCACGACUACAAGGAAGCCUACCACAAUUCUUCCCCCACCACCACCAGACUCGGAAGAAGAUAGGGAACCAAUCCCGGUAGAACCACCAACUCCUGAGCACGAGGAUGAGUCGGAAAUUGAUUGUUCCGGAUAUAAAGACUUUGUGCCCUCGGUUGACUGCACCAAGUACUAUCGCUGUGUGCACGGCCAGCCAGUAGAGUUUGUCUGCAAACCAGGCACCGUAUUUCACACCGCACUGAACGUAUGCGACUGGCCGGAAAACGCGGACCGACCAGAAUGUCGCACCAAGGCGAAGCUGAUCGAACCACUCGCCGAUGAUUAUAAUGCGUUCCGAAGAAGCGCCUUAUGGCUAAUCGUGCUUCUGUUCUUGAUGCUAGUGAAGCAACGGCACUGUCGUUUGAUAUGUCACUACACAACCUGGUCCCAAGGUAGGGCCGAUCCCUACUCCUACCGCAUCGAGGACAUACCGGGCGAUCUGUGUACGCACGUGGUGUACAACUUUGUCGGCGUUGAUACCGAAGAGUACGAGCUGGCGAUGUUGCAGCGCGAGAUUGAUGUGGUGCAGAAUGGCUUUGGGCGGUUUAUCGAUCUGAAGCAACGGUUUCCGGAUUUGAAAAUGCACGUUGCGGUCGGUGGAUGGGAUCAUGGUGGUGCACCGUUUAGCAAGAUGGCCGCGUUUCGUAAUCGCCGUAAGAAGUUUAUCGACAGUGUGGUAAAGUUUAUGGGACGGUACGGAUUCGAUGGAAUUGAGCUGGUGUGGCUGUAUCCGGGAAGUGUGGAGCGUGGUGGAACGAACAACGAUAAAGACAACUUCGUGUAUCUUGUGGAAGAGCUGAAGACGGCAUUCUUGAGAGCAAGACAGCCAUGGGAAGUUGCUAUACAGGUGCCGGCUGAUUAUACCCGGUUCGAAGUGGGUUACGAUCAGGGUCUUCUCUGCGAGACUGCUGAUUACGUGCACAUUAUCGGAUAUGAUCUGCGUGGCUCCUGGACAGGGUUUGCCGAUGUGCACAGCCCGCUGAAGGAUCGUCCGCACGAUCAGGGCAUCUAUAUAGGACUUAACGUGCAGGGUGGUGUUAAUUCAUGGCUGGAUAGUGGUUGCGCUCCGAACAAGGUCGUGCUGGGCGUACCCUUUCUUGGCCGAACGUAUGUACUUCGCAACAGUCAGCAGAACGGUGUUGGGGCGCUUAUUAACGGACCGGGGCCUAAGGGUCAGCAUACGUACAGCGAAGGUUACCUGGGAUAUUUUGAGAUCUGUCAAAAGUUGAAGCAAAGCAAAUGGCGCACGGUGUGGGAAUCUAUCGGCCAGUGUCCGUACGCUUACCGAGGCAACCAGUGGAUCGGGUACGAGGAUGAACAAUCGUUGAAGCAGAAGGUGGAGUUUGUGAAGAGCAAAGGGUUGGCCGGUGUUUAUGCCUUUUCGCUGGAUCUGGACGAUUAUCGGGGCAAGUGCGGUGAACCGUACCCGCUGAUGAACACGUUGGCUAGUUUACUUAAGAAAUCGCAUGACAGCGACAUUGGGUUUGCAUUUGAGCGUGGUGAUUAG